Messenger RNA from Patiria miniata (bat star), 3464 nucleotides. RefSeq names its product protein Wnt-6-like (gene wnt6). Gene Ontology annotation, biological process: neuron differentiation; canonical Wnt signaling pathway; multicellular organism development. Lineage: Eukaryota; Metazoa; Echinodermata; Asteroidea; Valvatida; Asterinidae. Gene Ontology annotation, molecular function: cytokine activity; frizzled binding. Gene Ontology annotation, cellular component: extracellular region. Bases 1214 to 2290 code for a protein of 358 amino acids. The record is from RefSeq and is a predicted model, not a curated record. The transcript is spliced from 4 exons.
UAGCUAGGGAGCCAUCACUUCAGUCACUUCGGAAAUUCAACAGCAGUUUGUUACAGACAACCCCAUCAGUCCAGAGAGAGAGAAAAAAGAAAGAAAUCACAACCGACUCAUUCGGAGUCAAGAAAUGGAGUACGUAAGGUCAGCACGGGCCACCUCGCCCCAGCAUUGAAAUGUGCUGAUUGACGCAACGGCUUGAGAAAAGUCGACCUAUACCGUGGAUAGGACAAAACCCCGACCGUGUUUAGUAGCGGAACACUCGCGAAUAGGUGGCGGGAUAUUAACACAACUCAGCGGCGACUCUUUUUUGUAAGAGUACCGCUCGUCAGGUGAAAUCCACACUUAUGAUGCGAUUCACACCGAAGUAAAAGGCGGAGGACAAAAAUUAAAACCCACUCGAGUUGAGUUUGUGUGGUGUGUUGCCAAGGUAUUUCAGCCGCGAAUUAAGGCCACUUCUUCGGCUUCAAGAAUGGACUGAGAUGUCGGAACAGUGCUUGAUGGAGACCGGACAGCUGAGGGCGGAUGGAUUAAACGUCAAGUACUCGGUAUCUGGCCACGUGUAACCCAUUGACUUGUUGUUCAACAUGUGGAACCAACAAGAUAACGGAAGUCUUCAAUGAAAUGAUCGUUCGAAAUAGAAAACAAACUUUACGAAUGAGAAUAUAAAUAGCCUGGAAAAGACAGGGAACUUCUCAAAACUGAGUUUGGACGGUUGACGGCCGAAUGACAGUUCCGACUUCCCGGGGACAUUCUUCAGUCUCCAUACAUUGCCAUACCGUUAAUUUGACAGUAAAUUAAACUCCAACGAAGAGAUUUUAAAUUGCCGAGUGUGCGUGUCACAUCUGAGCUUCGUGUGCUAUUUAUCGAGGCGAGUUUCUGAAAUUGAAGCUUGGGCCCUACAUCGAAGUCGGUCGGGUACUUGUCAGCACUUGAGCGAGACUGCACCGGGAGGAUAUUCCCUUGCCCACCGCGCACCGUUCCCCUAGCUCCCGCCGAUAGAUUGAUCACCGUUCCGGAGCGGCGCUGGAUCACUGACCGGGGGACAAGUCAAGAAAAGCUCGGCGGUGCGCCUGCAACAGCUCAAAUAUAUCCCCCCUCGAAGAAAUCAAGUAUCGAUAAACGCUGUCCCACUUUUUUGUUCUAUUUAAGUCCCCUUAAUUGUGAUUUUUGUCGGCCGAGUUUGCCGGACUUCCGCAAGCACUUCAAGAUUUUGAGAAUGAUGGUGCGUAGUUCCAGCAGUUUCGUCGUGGGUCUUUUGUUCUUUCUCAUUCUGCCCACAAAUAUCAUCGGACUCUGGUGGGCCGUUGGCAGUCCCCUCAACCUCGACCCCAACAGCAUCUGCCGACGCUCCCGCAAGCUCCGGGGCAGCGGCAACAAACAGCAUGACAUUUGCCGGCGGGAGCCCGAGAUCGUGGACGAGGUAGUGAAGGGGACGAGGUUGGCCAUGAAGGAGUGUCAGUACCAGUUGCGGUACCAUCGCUGGAACUGCACCAUGUUGGGGAACUCUUUCGUGAAGAUCCUCAAACAAGACACUCCGGAGACUGCCCUGGCCAACGCCAUCACAGCGUCCGGUGUUGCCUUCACUGUGACCCAGGCCUGCAGCCUGGGCGACCUGCUCCAGUGCGGAUGCGCCGAGAGCACCAAGACCACGACGAGCGAAAGCCCCGGGCCGGACGGCAGCUGGGAGUGGGGUGGCUGCGGCGACAACAUCGAGUUCGGCUACACCAAGUCCAAGGAGUUCAUGGACACCCAGAUUAGGAGACGGAGCGACGUGAAAACACUGAUCACGCUGCACAAUAACGAAGCAGGUCGAAUGACGAUCAAACGUUUUAUGCGGCGAGAGUGCAAGUGCCACGGCCUGUCUGGUUCCUGCACUCUCAGGACGUGUUGGGAGAAGAUGCCCUCCUUCCGCGAGGCCGGCACCCGACUGAUGGACCGGUACAAAGGCUCGGCCAAAGUCACGGGCGGAAAUGACGGCGAGACGCUCAUUCCGGAGGACUCGACGAUCAAACCCCCGACCGAACUGGACUUGGUCUACUCCAUGGACUCGCCGGACUUCUGCGAGCCCAACCCCAAGACGGGCUCCCUGGGUACGGAGGGCCGGCGGUGCAACAGCACCUCCAUGGACGUAGGCGGCUGCGACAUCUUGUGCUGCAGCAGGGGCUACGUGGAGGAGACCGUAGUCUACCAAGUCAACUGCCGCUGUCGGUUCCACUGGUGUUGCGAGGUGAAUUGCGACAACUGCACCGUCCAAGCUACCAUUAACAGAUGUAACGGCUACGGCGCCCUAUGAACCAACUCGGGAUGAACUGGCAUACGAUAUCUUCGCUAGCACCGAUCGCCCUAUCCUAUAGUCUCUAGUGUGAUUUCUAAUUAAAGUCAAACAAAUUUGUGGCGGGAACGUAAAGGAUUGUGGAUAGCUUACCAAAGUAUUCCCUGAGAGCGACGCAUGCGCACGCUGAAGGGGUUGAACCUUCUGUCCAGUGAGAACUCAGAAUGAAGACACUGCAGCACCGUAGCAGAGGGCGGUGGGUACGAGCGAAAAAAAAAAUCAAAUUUGCGCGCCAACAAACCUUUUUGGUAUCCCGUUGGCCGAUUCAUGUCCUUGCUCUUUCCUUAUUUUCACAGUCUUUUCGAAUGUGGCGUGUUUCAUUUUGUGUUAUGGUAGUCUCCCGUCAGCUAGACUAGGUCCGAAGUCUUGGCAGAGUAAUAACAACACAAAGCAUUCUUCCAUACUAAGUAUUCAGUGACCACAGAGUAUACUGGAAGGGACUCGUAUAUACCUGAUCUACUGCCAGCACCAACUCAAAACCAUACAAUCAUUAUUCAGUGCCUUUUUAACGUAUUUUUAAUUCACUUCCCGUGCGUAGCACGGGCUUAUGUUCUAGUGCCUAUACAGCAAACUUUUGUCAGUAGCAAUACGUUCAGUAUUUGAAAAAAAAGUGGUAAUUCAAUUGUUUUACAGUAUUAGAGAAACAUCUUAAUAGCUCGACUAUUUUAACACUGGUGAACAUUUGGCACGCAGGCCCUUCAAAAGAAAAUGUGUGAAAGCUGUACAUAUGAUGAUGUUUAGAGAAACACAUGAAAGAGGCGAUUACUAUCACUCUGCUUUUAAUACUAAUUUUGUAAGAUGUAACAUAUUUUUAUAUCACUGAAUAUAAUUUUGUAAUGUCUAAAGUAUAUUGUUCUUAUACAUGUAUUUAAAAUGCUUUCAGAGUCUCUUAAAAUAGUGGCGAAUACUUUUAAGGAUUUAAUUACAGUUCUUGCUAAAUUUGCCUUUGAAGAAUAUGACCAACAGUGCCUUAUUUUUAUUUCCAAUUGUAAUAUAUUUGCAUCAGAUUUAACCAAAUGUAAUUCAUUGUGUGUUUCAAUGUUUGUGCAUGGUAAUCAAUGAACACGGUGCGAUUUCCGUUAAAAAACAAAUACAUUUGUUUGUUUCUUUCAAUGCCAAACUGCGAAAAUGUUUU